AGCUGUCUUCAAACGUCAAACAGAUACGCGGUGUUGUGUCAAACAUCAAAAAAUCAAUCAAACUGUCAUCUCCGGGAUUUUAUCGAUUUCAAUUUUCUUCAAUAGUUUUCAACUUCAUUUCCCCUCUAUAGAAUUAAAUCCAGUAUGUGUUUUCUUUAAUUUGGCCACAAAAAUUAAGAAGCUUCUGUGUAACACAAAAUCCAAACAGAACAAACAUGGGUUCAAAACAACUACCACCGCCACCACCACAACAAUUCUCAUUGCUACCCAAGAUCAUAAACGGCGGCAUUGCCGGCAUCGUGGGAGUCUCCGUGGUGUUUCCCCUUGACCUUGUGAAGACCCGCCUGCAGAACCAAACCAUUGGGCCAAAUGGGGAGAAGCAAUAUAAGAACAUGUUGGACUGCUUCAAGAAGACGUACGCAGCCGAGGGCUACUUCGGCAUGUACCGCGGGUCCGCCGUGAACAUCAUCCUCAUCACGCCGGAGAAGGCGAUCAAGCUGGCCGCCAACGAUAUGUUCCGACACUAUCUCACCCUGCCUGACGGUUCGCUGCCAAUUCCCCGUCAAAUGUUGGCGGGUGGUCUGGCGGGCGCGUGCCAGAUCGUCAUCACGACUCCCAUGGAACUGCUCAAGAUCCAGAUGCAGGACGCGGGUCGAGUAGCCGCUCAGGCUAAAGCGGAGGGCAAAACAUUCCAGCGCAUCACGGCGAUGGAGCUUACAAAGAAGCUGAUCAGAGAGCGCGGUAUCUUCGGGCUGUACAAGGGAGUGACGGCCACCGCGGGGCGUGACGUGUCAUUCAGCGUGAUCUACUUCCCGCUGUUCGCCACGCUUAACGACCUGGGUCCGAGAGACCCUGCUGGUACUAUACCUUUCUGGUGGUCAUUCGUGUCUGGUUGCGCGUCCGGCUCGACGGCAGCCCUGAUGGUGAACCCAAUGGACGUGGUGAAGACUCGCAUGCAGACGCUGACCAAGGGCAGCGGCGAGCGCCAGUAUACAUCCAUCUUGGAUUGUAUCACACAAAUGCUGAAGCACGAAGGUCCGACGGCGUUCUUCAAAGGCGGCGCUUGCCGAAUGAUCGUCAUCGCGCCGCUCUUCGGUAUCGCUCAAGCCAUUUACUACGUCGGCAUCGCCGAGAGGUUGCUGGGUAUCCGAUAAACAGGUACCGGUGUUUGAUAUCUCGAGACAUUGUUAUCGAUAUGCCAAUCGAUUCGAUUAUGAGUUUGAAAUAGUUUGAUAUCUGAUUUGGGAUCGCAUUAUCUUACAGUUAAUCAGACCCGAGUUUCGUGGUUGUGAAGUGCUUAA
Messenger RNA from Ostrinia nubilalis (European corn borer), 1301 nucleotides. Its product is annotated as mitochondrial glutamate carrier 1-like. Gene Ontology annotation, molecular function: L-glutamate transmembrane transporter activity; L-aspartate transmembrane transporter activity. Gene Ontology annotation, biological process: L-glutamate transmembrane transport; aspartate transmembrane transport; malate-aspartate shuttle. The coding region runs from base 216 to 1154 and encodes 312 amino acids. The record is from RefSeq and is a predicted model, not a curated record. Lineage: Eukaryota; Metazoa; Arthropoda; Insecta; Lepidoptera; Crambidae. The transcript is spliced from 8 exons.